This is a messenger RNA of Amoebophrya sp. A25, 6032 nucleotides long. The record is from the annotation of a GenBank genome assembly. Lineage: Eukaryota; Dinophyceae; Syndiniales; Amoebophryaceae.
AGGCCGUUUUCCGCCUCAUACCCCACACAUUCUAGGCUUUUCUCUCCCUGUGUUGCAGACUUUAGACCUAGAUUUUUUUUCCUUUACAUACUAGUUUAUCUAAUGGGGAUUUCCCUCUCCUUCUUCGCAGAAAUGAUUUCUCCAAAAGGUCUAGAUAAUUGAGAUCUCUUUCAUCAUGUAGUGCGACACUACGGAGACUACAGGUGGAAUGAGUUUUCCGAUUCUAAUAUGUGGCCACCACGCAGGAGGUAAUUGAAUGCAUGUCAGUAUUUCAGCACUCGUGCAUAGACCAAUCAGUCGUAGGCAUGUAUGUUCUUAUAAAAUAUAUAAUAGGACUUGACUUGACUACCUCCUGGAACGAGACGAGCAAUAAGGCAUGUCGUCAUUACCCAAGAAUGAUGUGGCUCCGGAAGGAGCAGGCGCUGAGGAAACACGGUGCGUGUCUCCCUCAGCUGUAUCGCCGACUCUUUUUACAACGACAUUGCUCUUUUCGCCAACGGGCAGUCCUGCGCGUCUCGUGGCAAAAUGCAGCGAAGCUGUUGGCGCCAUUGGAAUGCGAGCGGAGGGGAUCGCUCGCCGAGCGGAAAACGUCAUCCACUGUAUCUGCAGUAGGGUGAGCCCUCUGCAGUUUGCGGUGCUGGGUUUUGCAAGUGUCCAAGUUGCACUUUUGUGCUAUGUGCUAUCCCUGGAGGGCGGAUCACGAGAAGAGAUUGAGGGAGGACCUCUCUUAAUUAAGGCUAGUUUUUCACUAUCCUUUGUGGCGUGUCCUGAGUGGCGGCACCCUUUAUUUAAAGGGAAAAUGAAUGGUAAAGAAAGCCCUUCACUCAACCACGCAUAGUGAAAAACUACCUUUAACUCAAUGGAGCUCUAUGCGCGCUUCAUCUGUGCGUUGCUCUUCGGGAUGACGGGAUUCGGUAUACUCACACAUUGUAGCCUCAAAUUGCUCAUUCAACACGUGUCUAAGCAUGUGAAGCCUGUACCCAAAAGUUUGUUUGAUGCAGCAGCGCUCUCUGCGAGGCAGCGUUGUGCGCAUAAUGGAAGCAGGAGCUGGACUUCUCGAGCUCGACAAGGGGCGGGAGGUGAAGGAGACGGCGACUCACGUACUAACUCGUGUGCUGCGCUGCUCCGGGGCUUUGUUGUAAGGAUAAGGGAACUUCAUGGAUCAAGAACUAGAAGCAGUGUUUCGUCCGACGCCGAAAGCAGUUCGUACGCAACGAAAGUCUACAAGGAGGCCGAUGCAGAUGUAGAGGAAGAGCCCUAUGAUGAAGUUGCGAAAGCGAAGACCUUGGAUGCGCCAGGCGAUGCUCUCAGCAGGGACAGCAGCGGAGAGUCAAAUGCUGCCAAUCGUCUGCGCCUUCUCGAACUAUUGAACACGGCAAAGGACGAUGAAGGUGGUAGCCAGAGUCAUGGAAGUGGGGCUGACAAACGGGACGCUGUGAGUAAGUCAUUAGCACUGAGGAAUGGCGCUUCAGCGACUACAGACGACGUAAACUCGAGUCCUGCAACAUGCAAUAAUGCGCAUCAUUUGUCGAGGAGGAGAUUAGCAGAUUGGCUCAGGAGAUUGUCAUCAAAGGAGGAGCACGCAGCGAUAGGCUUUUUUGUCGUUUCCGUCAUUGAAUUUUCGAUCGUUUUUAGCGUGCAGGAUCAGGGUUCAUCCUACCACGAGCAUGGGAAAAUCAAUUUCGUUUUGUUCUUACUGGUGACAUGCACGGCUCUUGGUUUGAUCCUGCCUAUCACGCUGCAACCGACUUGGAAGCGCAAACUUGCGGUUUUUCUCGUGUACAUCCUGGUCGUAGUAAUUCACUGCGCAGUGACGCUGCCGCACUACAUAGAGCUGUGGCCUCGCGGCGUCGGAGUCAACCUCGAAUUCGAACGCCCGUCAUCGUGCUCAGUGCGCGAAACAUGGCCAUGGAUUACAGCAGUGCCGCUGCGAAUGAACUUCCUAUUCUCCGGAACGCAGUGUGAAUCCGAAGGUGGGUAUACUUCGGUUAAGAAAACGGGUAGUAAUUCACGGAGUCGUUUAAUAAUACCAGAUGGUUUUGAGUACUACCGUAGUUGCUACUACUUGAACUUGCCUGGUUGUCUUGGUACAUGACUGUACUAUUACAGACCACGUAUCUUCACAUACACAUACUAUGCAUAGAAUCUUUUGGCUAGUUGGCCUUGACUCUCAUGAGUGUUUGUACUCAAGCUUCUGAUCUUUCUGCUCUAACACAUGCGACUUGUCAUGGCGCGGUAGCCUCGUGGUGGAAACUUGGUCGAGGGAUGCCGACACGACUGUGCCUGCUUCCGCGGACGGCUUUUUGCGAUUGAGACUUCGAGCAAGGACGCCGCAUUGGGCGACCCAUUCUGCUUCAGCUUUACAAGCCGAUCAGGACGCCGAACGACUGAGUCUUGAGCUAUUGGGGAAUUCGACGGCAACAGCGUCUACGUCGUUGAGCCUCGACAGAAAUUACACUGCACUUGUUCAUGGGCUGACUCAAAGCUUCAACGAGCUGAAUACAGGGAGUCAAACAACCAAUAGCACAACAACAGGCGAUCAGAAUAAAGCGCGUGCAGAAGUCGACACGAAGAUCGCGACGUUGCGCAGUCUUUUGACCACCGAUGUUAUCGAGUUUACACGCCGCGCGACAGCAUUGCAGGAUCUUUUUCUGCAGCAGUUCUUUUCGAAGUGUGAGGUGCGGAUGGUACGCACCCGAGGCAGCUUUGAGGUGGAGGAAGACGUUAUUCAAAAAGGGUGGGAGGAAGAGAAGUUUGUGACGAUUGAUCCUGGUGCGGCGAACCGAAAGGAGUUGGAGCAGAACUCGGAACACAACCCGAGAGGAGUCGAGACGAAACUCUUGCCGCUUCUGCUUCGUCGUGCCAUGAUUCGCGUUCUCGGUGAGAGGCAUCUACUGGAGGCAGCUGCCAGUGCGGGUCUACUCGAGUCGGACGCCUUUGUGGAGGUGGUAAAAGGAGAAGAUACGGACGAUCAUCAAGCCGAUUUUCCUACUUUUGGCGACGAAGAGAAACAACUUACCCGGCUUGGAUCUGAUUUGUCAAAGCUGAGUCGGGAUGACGGAUCUUCAAGCCCAUCAACGCAUUCCAAUAGUACCCUCACAGUUCUUGAUGCAGCUAGAAAAACAAGCUUAGCAGAGUUGGCGCGCCUUCUUCGUUCGGUCGGGUUCGCUCGGUUGAUGAUUCGAAAUAUGCGGAAGCUGUUGCACGGUGGUGAGACCGGGAAGCAGAGAAUCAGGGAGAUCUCGAUCGUUUUACCAGCAUUUCGAUCAGCAGUGUUUGGAAAAGCGACAUGUAUCGCGCCUCCGGGAUUUUCAGGGACGACAGAGUCGGCAUUCAUUACGCAGAGUUUGCUACUCGAGCCGGAAACGCAUGAGCAGGUUGCCGAUGUCAAAUGCAAUGUCACUAAUAUAACACACACCGGACGACGAGGAGGAGUUGGCUGCGACGGGGUGGUAGGAGUAAAGAACUCGACAAUUACAACUACAACCAGCUCAGUAGAGCAAGAGCCCCUCACAGAGCUAGAAACGAUGCUUUCUUGGAGAUUUGCUGCACUAGAUUUUCAAAACAGGUGGUCGAGGCGUGAGGCAUCCUCUAAACCCUACGAUCACAUUCCGAUCGUGAUGAUUGUAAUCGACGCGAUCGGGCGUGCAGAGGCAAUGCGAAAGUUACCUGAGACGUUUGCGCAGUUGAAAGCGAUGGAAAAUAGGACUUUGCAGCAACGUGGUGAACGUUCCAACUAUACGCUGUUUGAUUUUGUGCGGCAUCAUUCAACAGGUUUUGCCACGUACCAGAACGUUAUCGGAAUGCUGUACGGUUCUCCGCAUGAUAGCCACAACACGUGUCCUAUUUUCUGGCGGCACUCACCUGGUCCCAAGUUCGUUUCACCCCAGAUGAACGAAACUGACUGGACGCGCAAGAGACAGGACGUGUUUGCGCAGAGACGUAUUAUUCCCGAUGACAACAGACAUAAUGAUGCCGAUGAUUCUUCAACAUCUACCUCAACAGAUAGUGAUGGUCGUGCGCCUGGACCUGUUUCAACAUCUCUCUCGGUGUCCUCGUGGACACCGUUGCGGCGAUACGGUUCUGCUGCGGAGAAGUUUCCUGCUUGGAUGAUGGAUGACUGGGGUCCAAAUGUUCAUGAAAUGUUAGCUCCAUGGGUGGAACCCGAAUUGUGGGAUCCCGACAACCCCUUUGACAUUCUGAAUGGCGGACCGUAUAGUGCGACAAUCCGCUGUCUCGGUGGCCGGUUCUCGCACGACUAUCAACUGGACAGUGCGGCGCCGAGAAUGGUGAGAAGCAGUAGCAGAAAUCAUGUACGUGAUCGGAGGAGCGGAGAGGAGAGUGGAGCGUCAUCAUCUCUGUGCUGUGAUACUAGUCCUAGUGCAAAUACAGUCGUGCGUCCAGCCGUUUCGUUGCAUUGGUUCCUCGAGGCGCACGAAGCAACACGCGCAGUUGUGGAAACUGUGGAUAGGGGCUUGGCUCGCUUCCUACGGAGGAUUGAGCCUUCGCUGGAUGAUACAAUCCUUAUCAUCGCGUCUGACCACGGCAAUCACUUGGGUGCCUACCCCUUUCUAUUUGACAUUAAGGCCUUUCUUGAGAUGAGCAUGGUCGUGUAAGUACAUUUUCUAGUUGUGCGCGAAGUUGAAAUUGAUGUUGAGACUGAAGGCGGAUCUUCAGUGGAGAUGGUGUCAACCACGAACUGAAUAAAGGAGUAGCACCAGUCUAUUUUGCGACUAAGUAAAUAAGUGAGUUAUGACAUCUUCUGUUGAGUAUGUCUAAUCACAACGGAUAUGUGGAGAUGAGCAAUUCUAUGUUUCUCCUUUCCGCACCGAACUGGCUCCUUGACACAGCGCCAGUCGAGACCGCAUCUUCAUCUUCAUACGGUGUAGACGCGGAUGAGCGCAAAUCACAACUGCAGACUAUCCGAGAUGCGCUAGAGCGGAGUCAGCAGGAACUAACAACCCAUUACGAUAUAUACGAGACGCUGGUCGAUCUUGUAAAGCUGGACGCAAAGGCAGGUAGGAAAAAGAUGGAAGAGUGCAACAAGAUGUUGAGAAAUACAUCGAAUACUCAUGAUCAUAAUGGUGACCCUGACUCAUCUAGUACGCAGAUUCACUCGAACGAUGUACCGCCAUUUGUUCUUCCGACGGAGCAGCGAUGCUCGAAGCAUGGCCGGUCUCUGCUGCGUGCGAUUGUCGGGGCGCAAGGCGAUCGCUCAACCAGUUUAGAGCAGAAUCGGAAAAGCAUGUUUCUCCCGGAAGUCCUUCGCAAAACCUGCAUGUGCGAACAGUGCGAACUUUUCGAAGUCUGAAAGUGUUCACAUUCAUAUUUUCACACGUUUUUUCGAUUUCGUACAUCUGAAAUUUUGAAAUAGAAGACGCAGCAGGCACGUAGCCGUUAUUGAAAUUUUCACUAUAAAUGAUGAAAUUAUACUUUGUAUUGCACAUUUAUCAGUCACUAAGCUAUCGGUCGUACGUGUCCUCGCUAGUGUAUUCAAGCCUUUGAUGCUGGAAUGAACAAAUGAAAACACAUGUUGACUGCCAUCGACGUUGGUGGAAUCCGCGCAAUAGAUGUUUUUGGUGAGUUUUAUAGCCCCUGUACAGAAAAUUCUUGUCACUCUUCUAGGCAGUUCUAACUUCCGAAUGUUCAUGCGCAUGUUAAGCAAUGAAUAGUUUUUGCUUACUAAAGUUGAAAGACCACGUCAGCGAUGCUAGACGCCCGGUCGUUGUUGAUUUCGUCCAUACGAUUGCUCUACCUCUAGAUCGCUUCUAGGCUUUUUGCGCAUCGGUGUACUCAUUUUCUGCAAGAAAAAACAAAGAAAUUUAUAAACAGGUGCUAGUAUCUAUUGUAUGAAUAAUCGAUCCUCGUCUCAACUUCUCUUCUGAGUUCCUGAAUGAGCUUUUCCCCGCUCGGUCAACUUCUUGACUAAGCGCAAAACUCCAUUCCUGAAUUUAUUCCAUAAUAUUGUCCACAAACAACGUGGUAUAAAUCUCAAUUCCUCUAAAGCAAAAGUGCCAGCAGAAACUUCGGAU